Messenger RNA from Hibiscus syriacus, 1268 nucleotides. RefSeq names its product E3 ubiquitin-protein ligase CHIP-like. The transcript is spliced from 8 exons. Lineage: Eukaryota; Viridiplantae; Streptophyta; Magnoliopsida; Malvales; Malvaceae. Gene Ontology annotation, biological process: protein polyubiquitination; protein quality control for misfolded or incompletely synthesized proteins; positive regulation of proteolysis. The record is from RefSeq and is a predicted model, not a curated record. Gene Ontology annotation, cellular component: cytoplasm. Gene Ontology annotation, molecular function: ubiquitin protein ligase activity; protein-folding chaperone binding. Bases 168 to 1010 code for a protein of 280 amino acids.
UUGAAUCCUCUUCGAAGCCGCUUUCUGCUUCCGUCUUUUCAUUUUCCGCAUAUAUAACACGAAAGAAAAUUCUUUUCUUUGUAAAGAGAAGCUUCUAGAGGGGGGAAUAAGGAAAACGAAGAGAUCAUCGGUUUACGCUUUACGGUGAACAGAAGGAAAGAAAGAGAAUGGUUUCGAAUUCGGCAUUGAGCGCAGCAGCCAAACAAGCCGAGCAAUUGAGGAAAGAUGGCAACAUUUAUUUUAAGAAAGAUCGUUUUGCGGCUGCCAUCGAUGCUUAUACUGAGGCGAUUACUUUAUGCCCUAAUGUUCCUGUAUAUUGGACGAAUCGCGCUCUUUGCCAUCGCAAGAGGAAUGAUUGGUCGAGAUUGGAAGAGGAUUGCCGGCGAGCUAUUCAGCUUGACCACAGUUCCUUCAAGGCACACUACAUGUUGGGACUUGCCUUUCUUAAGAAGAAAGAAUUAGAUGAAGGUGUCAAGGAACUACAAAAGGCAUUGGAUCUUGGAAGGGGUGCAAAUCCAAAGGGUUAUAUGGUAGAUGAGAUUUGGCAGGAGCUUGCAAAAGCGAAAUACUUGCUGUGGGAGCAUGCAUCUUCCAAGCGUUCAUGGGAAUUGCAAAGUUUGAUGGAGGCUUGUGAAACUGCUCUUAGAGAAAAAUAUUUCCUUGAUGAUCAACCAGAAGGUUUCUUAGACGAGGCUGGUGUUUCUCAUAUAAAACAAUUGGAUGCUCUGAGACGUGUGUUUAGGAAAGUUGGUGAAGCUGACAUCCCUGGGGAGGUGCCGGAUCACUUGUGUUGUAAAAUCACAUUUGAUAUUUUCCGUGAUCCUGUUAUUACUCCGAGUGGAGUUACGUAUGAGAGAGCAGUGAUCCUUGAGCAUCUUCAGAAGGUUGGUAAAUUUGAUCCAAUCACACGUGAACCGCUCGAUCAAUCCCAGCUUUUUCCGAACUUGGCAAUAAAGGAAGCAGUCCAAGCAUAUUUAGAUAAGCACGGUUGGGCUUACAAAAUGGACUAAACGGUGGAAUAUUGUUGUAGUUUUGCUGGACAUGCCAAUGAUUUAGCUGCAGAGUGAAAUAUUCCGAAGUAAUAGGUUAGUCUGCAUUAUCUGUGUUUGGUAUAAAUCAUUGAUUUUUGGUUUAAGCUAUUAUUACGUAGGCUUGAGUGUGUAAAAUGCCAUGGCAUGCCAUCCGUUGAAAUUGUACAGUUAUUGUCAUAACAAUUAACCUUGUACAUAUUUGUCAAAACUAAUUCAUCCAAGGGUUCCAUGUAACUA